Colletotrichum phormii is the source of this 1100-nucleotide messenger RNA. RefSeq lists its product as uncharacterized. The record is from RefSeq and is a predicted model, not a curated record. Bases 130 to 888 code for a protein of 252 amino acids. The transcript has a single exon. NCBI's taxonomy places the organism in Eukaryota, Fungi, Ascomycota, Sordariomycetes, Glomerellales, Glomerellaceae.
AAGAAGAUCGCCCUGCAUUUGAAAUUCUGGAAGAAAUCAUUUCUGUUAUUGAGGAAGUCGUUUUGGAACAGCUAUUGAAGUCUGGUCCCCGAAUCUUCCGUCACGACUCAGACAGGCCCGUCGCAGCUUAUGAGAGCAUCGCAACAGCUGUCGAAUAUUUGGCAAUCGAUUAUCAACUUUCUUCGAUUGAAAAAAAGUAUAUUCCUGGUCGAUCCAAGUUUCCACAGGUUACGUCGACUAGUUUCUCCGCAUAUGCUAUUUCUGCGAGGUCUCUUCGGGGUUGAGAUGGGUCGAUAUGGUCCUCUCGAAGAGCCGAUUGAGUUCUUUGCCGGAGAAUACAUGAACUUGAUGGAAACGCGACUAGUCGUCGAUGUUGGAAGAGUAAGCGGAAUCAUUGUUCCGGAUGAACCGAGGCUAGGAACUCUUGAAAGCUAUGAGUCGUUCGGCAGUUGGCUGAGGAAGUCCCGCAUCGAUGGUCGACUUUCGCAAGAGUAUGUCGACUACAUGCUUUCCAACGCCGAGUCGUCGCAGAUCUUUGAAUAUUGCAGGUAUUGGGAAAAUAACCAGAAGAAUCUGGGUGGUCUAAGAAAGGAAUUCUUCCUCGGAAUUAGACACCCGGAGGUUGUUUCGAUGGUCAUCUUGAAAGAAGAUUCGCCGAUCACGAUCAAAGAUAUGCCGGCAAACGAAGUAGAAAAAAUGGGAUGGUUCCGUGAAAAGGGAGACCCACUAUACUGGCGUCACGAGUUGAGAAACGUAUAUCGAAGGGGUGAUAGGAAGGGAGAGAACGUGGUCUUUCGAGUAACUAUGGAUGGGGAGGUUCUGGGGAUGCACACACCGAAUGGAGAGUGGCAAGCUUGGGAAACACGCGUCUGGGAUUCUUCACCAUGAGUACUUGUAAUUGUCUAACUUCUGAAAGAUAUACAGUUACAUUGCUGUUUCCGCUUUCGCUAUCUGAAGUGUAUGUCAACUUACCUACCACCUAGUACUGCAGUCUCUGCGUCACCUGUUUGCAGAUGUGAUUAGGAGAAAGACUUCAUAUGAAGCCAAGCAAAAUCACAAUGACAGAGGGCACCAUCCUGAAGGGAAUUUUACUAGCCGGG